Rotaria socialis is the source of this 402-nucleotide messenger RNA. The record is from the annotation of a GenBank genome assembly. Lineage: Eukaryota; Metazoa; Rotifera; Eurotatoria; Philodinida; Philodinidae.
AUGGAUCAAUCGUCUGUUAUUCAUGAUUCUAGUAUAUCGUUGAAAUUUGCCAUUGGUUUUGGUGUUAUAGGCUUAAUAUUAAUUGUAUUACUAAUUUUUUGCUGUUGUUAUAGAAGAAAUGGUCAAGAUCGAAAUAAUGAUCGUCUAUCAAAAUCUAGUUCCAUUGAAUCGUUUUCACAAUUAUAUUUUAGUAAGAUGCCAUUUGAUAAAAUAACAAAUAUUGUUCAACCUACUGUUGAACGUUGGUCUUCCGUUGAUCAAUCUUCAAUGACAUUUUAUCGUGUUUAUGUGCAAGAUAAUACGGAUAAUUUCUAUCAACCAGUAACUGAAAAACGUUUACAUACAACGCUUGAAGAAUCAAAAGCAAUGGAUUAUAUUGGUGUUGAAAUGAAUUUUUUCUAA